AUGGGAGCCUUUGGGGUAAUAGUAGGGACUUUACAUUACAUGGGACUCUACAUCCAACUUAGUGCCUCCACAAGGCAAGGUGGACAUGCAGAGGUAGAGAACCACAUCUCCGGGAACGCUGUGUUCACAGAGGUCCCCCAUGACAUCACAGCACAGAGUGGCCAGGACGUGGAGAUGGCAUGCUCCUUCCGGGGGGCAGGCCCCUCCUACUCCCUUGAGAUCCAGUGGUGGUAUAUCAGGAACCACAAAGACUGGACAGAGAAACAGCCAUGGACCUCCAAUCAGCUGGGUAAAGCAGAGCAGGACGAGAUGUCAAAGGAUGCUACCAAAAUAAGUGUAGUAAAAGUUGCUGGGAGCAACAUCUCCCACAAGUUGCGUCUGUCCAGCGUGAAGCCGUCUGACGAGGGCACGUACGAGUGCCACGUGAUCGACUUCAGCGACACCGAUAGCAAUGCCCGCCACCACAAGGUGAGGGCCUAUCUGCAGGUGGAGCCAGAGAGCAACCAUAACCCGGCGCUGCGCCACCACGGGGCCAACUUCCAAACCAAGGACACCAAGGUUCUGGCAGGCAGCGGCCACCAGCCGGAGCAUGGCAAGCACUCGCCAGCAGCCCACCACAGCCACCACAAACCAACAGGCACUGGCAGGGAGCUGAGGAAGAGGUCUGCUGAGGAUGACAGCGCUACUGACUGCACUGACAGCUGUCCUCUAGGCCUCACAGCUCACCCAUAA
Molecule: messenger RNA, 732 nt
Organism: Salvelinus namaycush (lake trout)
Lineage: Eukaryota; Metazoa; Chordata; Actinopteri; Salmoniformes; Salmonidae
Product: V-set and transmembrane domain-containing protein 2-like protein
Exons: 5
Coding region: 1-732 (243 amino acids)
Source: RefSeq, a predicted model, not a curated record